AUUAGGUGUCGACUAGGUGACCACCACCCUGCAGCAGAGCAGAGCUGAGUGUCUUUUGGGAGAGCAGAAGAGGUGAGGGGUGACGUCAGCGGCCGCAUCGGCUAGCUUAUAAGUAGGGGCCGGGUCAGGGUGGGGGCUCACUUAAGACCGCGGGAUGCCUCUGAAGGGACCACGCAAGUUGUCCGGCGUGCCGAUCGAGUUGUCCGAGCAGAGCCGUUUCAGGGUGAACAGGAUCGACUCGGUGGCGCUCGGCAUGCACCGCGACGACAAGGGUUUGGGCUCGCUGCCCGAGGACGAGGUGCUCGAAACCACCAACGGACACGCCAACCUGGCCUUCGACUCUGGCGACGAGGACGACGAGUCCAGGGACGCCCUGCCGCCGAUGCCCGUGACCAACAGCCGGCGGCCGUCGCUGCAGUACCAGUACACCCUGGCAGGAUCGGGCACCGUUUACGGCGGCAAUUUGGUACAGCAGACGCGCGAGGCGCUGCCCAGACUCGACAACUACCGCGACCUCGCCUCCAUCGCGGCCGGACACAGGCCCACGCUUGAUGAGCUCCGCGAAAAUGCCAAAUUUGAGAAGGCAGUGGAGCAAGGUGCGGCGCAAGAGGAAGCGCAAAGUGGCGCGAUUAAAUUCGGAUGGAUCCAGGGCGUGCUGGUGCGAUGCCUGCUCAACAUCUGGGGUGUGAUGCUCUUCCUGCGUCUCUCGUGGGUCGUCGCCCAGGCAGGAAUCAUCGAGGCGUGCGCGGUCGUUCUCCUCUCGGCAACCGUGACAACCCUGACCGCACUCUCUAUGUCCGCUAUUAGCACCAAUGGACUCGUCAAAGGAGGAGGAAUUUACUUCAUGAUAUCACGAUCGUUGGGGCCCGAGUUCGGCGCCGCUGUGGGCCUCGUGUUUUCGAUGGCGAACGCGGUUGGCGUGGCCCUCCAUACGGUAGGUUUCGCUGAGUCGAUGAACGACAUGUUGAGAAGCAUGGAUGUUAAAAUCAUCGACAACAGCACCAACGACAUUAGGAUCGUCGGCACCAUCGCUGUCACCAUCCUGCUCGCCAUUUGCAUCAUCGGCAUGGAGUGGGAAUCGAAGGCUCAAGUCGGUCUUCUCAUCAUUCUCCUAUUCGCGAUAGCCGACUUCUUGAUCGGAGGGUUCCUUGGCCCGCUGGACGACACCGAAAUGGCCAAAGGAUUUGUUGGGUUAAAUGCAACGUUAUUCGUGAACAAUUUAAAACCCGAUUUUCGUGUGGUGGACGGCAAGAUGCACAACUUUUUCUCCGUAUUCUCCAUCUUUUUCCCGUCGGCAACUGGCAUUUUGGCAGGCGCCAACAUCUCUGGCGAUCUGAAGGAUCCGUCUUCCAAUAUCCCCAAAGGCACCUUGCUGGCCAUCUUGCUGACAACCCUGUCGUACUUGGCGUUCGUGGUGAUCGCUGGCGCCGCUGUGGUCAGGGACGCGUCCGGCAACGUGAUGGAAAUCGCCGGGUGGCAGUUCGCCAACUGCACGGGCAGACAAUGCGAUUGGGGUCUGCACAACAGUUUCCAAGUUAUGGAGCUGGUCUCCGUUUUUGGACCUCUGAUCUACGCAGGUUGCUUCGCAGCCACUCUUUCUUCGGCUCUGGCUUGCCUCGUUUCUGCCCCCAAGGUCUUCCAGGCCCUUUGCAAGGACAAACUGUACCCCUACAUUGAGUGGUUCGGAAAGGGUUACGGCAAGGGAGGAGAAGCCUACAGAGCUUACGUCUUGACCUUUGUCAUCGGCGUCUGCUUCAUUCUCAUUGGUGAUUUGAACGCAAUUGCUCCGCUAAUCUCCAACUUCUACCUGGCGUCCUACACCCUCGUCAAUUUCUGCACAUUCCACGCGUCACUGACCAAACCGAUUGGCUGGCGGCCGACCUUCAAAUACCACAACACUUGGCUCAGUCUGCUAGCCACGAUAAUAUGCGUCUCCAUCAUGUUCCUCAUCAGUUGGGUCACUGCACUCAUUACGUACAUCGCAGUCAUAUCACUCUACCUGAUUGUCAUGUACCGGAAACCAGACGUGAACUGGGGCUCGACAACCCAGGCGCAGACCUACUCAGCCGCGAUGGGCCAGCUGCAGAAACUGGACUCGCAGCAGGAGCACGUCAAGAACUACAGACCACAGAUUCUGGUCUUCUGCGGCCGACCCUCCGCCAGACCCACCCUGGUUGACUAUGCAAACCUGAUCACGAAGAACCUGGCACUCCUCAUCUGCGGCAACAUUGAAAAGGCCUCUUACACGCACAAAGCAAGAAUCGGAGUUGUCGACCGUGGAAAUAGGUGGCUGCGUGACCACCAGAAGGUGAAGGCCUUCUACACGGUGGUCGACGGCAUGGACUUUGAAGAGGGAGCCAGAGCUUUGAUUCAGGCCUCUGGUGUCGGAAAAAUGAAGCCAAAUAUCUUGCUCAUGGGCUACAAGAGCAACUGGAAGAAUUGCAACGCUGACGACCUGAAGGCCUACUUCACUGUUUUAUCGGUUGCCCUGGACAACCAUAUGGGCAUCGCCAUCCUGCGCACGAGAGACCUGAUGGACUACACGGGAGUAAUCGCCGGCGAAGAAGAAAUGGACGAGUUGAUGGCCGCGCCGAAAAUGCAGCCCGGCAACGACCUCUUGAAGGCAGAGUCCGGAAUUAACGGAAUGGAAAUGACUCCACCUGCUACCCCUGAAAACGCCAGGGUCACCUCUGACAUUGUCGUAAUGUCCAAGGACGACAAGAAAAAGCCCAAAAAGAGGGAAAAUGAGCCUGACUACAAGGCUAUUGGAGGAGGAGAUCUGCCCCAAGAAGUGAUUAACAACCUGAACCAGUUCACGACGAAGCAGAAGAACGGAUGCAUCGACGUCUGGUGGUUGUAUGACGACGGCGGUCUUACCCUCCUGCUCCCCUACAUCAUCAAAUCGAGGAGCAACUGGGAGAACUGUCGCCUGAGGGUGUUCGCCCUGGCCAACUCCAAGGACGACCUCGAGAUGGAACAAAUCAGCAUGGCAAAUCUGUUGUCCAAGUUCAGAAUCGACUACUCAGACCUGAUCAUGAUCCGCGAAAUCACAAGAAAGCCCCAGGACUCGAGCAAGGCCUUCUUUAAGCACCUGAUUCAAGAUCUGAGAGCGCCCAAGGGAAUUCCUGCCGAUGCGUGCGAAGGAAAGAUCGCUGAUGCCGAGCUGCAAGCCAACAGAGAGAAAACGGGCAGACAUUUAAGACUGCGCGAACUGCUGCAAGAAAACUCGAAACAAUCCAAUUUGGUCGUCAUGACCAUGCCGCUUCCUCGCAAGGGUGUGGUCUCAGCGCCCCUUUACAUGGCCUGGCUGGAGACCCUUACGAGAGACAUGCCGCCUUUCAUGCUCGUCAGAGGCAAUCAGUCAUCCGUGCUGACGUUCUACUCGUAAACAACCACCGCUGUGUGGGAGCCGAAGCCUACUUUCCUCUUUAUUCGCAUGACUUGUACAAAAAGAGUUACUAAUUAUAUUCAUCACUACAGAUCGAGAUGUUUUAUCUUCUUGUUACUUAAGUCUUUGAACAAAUGCACGCACAUGUGCGUAUUAUUAUUGUUAAUUAUGAUUAUAAGUUGAAUAAAAUUAUCAUUCAUAGAUAGUUACUAUUAA
Messenger RNA from Cloeon dipterum, 3604 nucleotides. RefSeq names its product bumetanide-sensitive sodium-(potassium)-chloride cotransporter-like. Gene Ontology annotation, cellular component: membrane. The coding region runs from base 155 to 3388 and encodes 1077 amino acids. Gene Ontology annotation, biological process: sodium ion homeostasis; cell volume homeostasis; potassium ion import across plasma membrane. Lineage: Eukaryota; Metazoa; Arthropoda; Insecta; Ephemeroptera; Baetidae. The transcript is spliced from 16 exons. The record is from RefSeq and is a predicted model, not a curated record. Gene Ontology annotation, molecular function: sodium:potassium:chloride symporter activity.